AAAAGAAACCACAGAGGAGGAAGUGAAUUUUUACAGGCACUUCACGUAAGAAAGGAACUAUGACAGCAGGAAAUCUAUAAAGACGGAACAGUUAACCACCUACAUAGCAAAAAAAGAAAGAAACAUAUAUAUUGCAUACUAACGAGACGAAACAAUUUACAGAAACAAAAUUGCCGGUGAACACGAUGUGGAAAGCUGCCGUGGGACAAAAUGUAAAAGUGACUGAAGUUGCAGGAGGUGAUGACUGGGAAACUGAUCCAGAUUUUGUGAAUGAUAUCACAGAAGAAGAGCAGCGGUGGGGGGCAAAAACCAUACAAGGGUCUGGCCGUCCACAGCAUAUAGACAUAAAGGAAUUAAGAAGCAAUGUCUCUAAAGAGCAUGAGCAAUUGAAGAAGAAUGAGUUUCAGCAAGGUCCCAAAGCAUCUUAUGGAUAUGGCGGACAAUUUGGAACAGAGAAAGAUAGGAUGGACAAGAGUGCCUUGGGACAUGAUUAUAGGGCAGAGAUGGAACAGCAUUCCUCACAGACCGAUGCAGCUAAAGGGUUUGGGGGGAAAUACGGUGUGCAGAAGGAGAGAUGUGAUAAGUCUGCAGUUGGCUAUGACUAUAAGGCUCAAACAGAAAAGCAUUCAUCGCAACAAGAUCAUUCCAAAGGUUUUGGAGGACGUUUUGGAGUCCAGACCGACCGCGUGGACAAGUCUGCCGUAGGAUUUGAACAUAAGGAGCAGUUGCAGAAGCAUUCAUCUCAGCAAGAUCAUUCCAAAGGUUUUGGAGGACGUUUUGGGGUUCAGACCGACCGUGUGGACAAGUCUGCCCUAGGAUUUGAACAUAAGGAGCAGUUGCAGAAGCAUUCAUCUCAGCAAGAUCACUCUGUAGGAUUUGGGGGAAAAUUUGGGGUACAGAAAGAUAGACAAGAUAAAUCAGCUCAUGCUUGGAGUCAUAAAGAAAAUGUGCAGCUCCAUGAAUCUCAGAAAGACUAUGCAAAAGGGUUUGGGGGCCGAUAUGGUGUACAGACUGACCGAGUGGACAAGUCUGCUGCAGGCUUUGGUGAGAUCGAAUCACCCAGUUCUGCAUAUGAGAAAACACAGCCUCUUGAAGCCAUGACAAGUGGGGCUCAGAAUCUAAGAUCUCGAUUUGAGAAUAUGGCUAAGGUGGCGGAAGAAGAAAACCGGCAGAAAGCAGAGGAAGAGAAAGCCAGGAGACAGAUUAAAGACAAGAUGGAACGAGAGAAACAAGCAAAGAAGGAGACUCAACAAAGCUCAGAUUUUGGGCAGUCUCAGAAGCAGCCAGCUCCCGUCUCUGUUCCUGUCCCAGUUCCCCGUAUUUCUGUCACUCCACAAACUCCAGAAGAGGAAAUACCAACAGAUUCUGAAUAUGAGGCACCUCCAGCUCUUCCCCCCAGACUUCCUGAAAUGAUGAAGGACACUGUACCUCGUCCAGAACCAUUUGUCCAGAAUGACACCUGUAUGACUACGAAGGAGAUACCAGUAGAUUCUGAAUAUGAGGCUCCUCCAGCUCUUCCUCCCAGACUCCCUGAAAUGAUGAAGGGCACUGUACCUCCUCCAGAACCCUUUGUCCAGGAUGACACUUAUGAAGACAUUCCCGCACCCCCCCUUGAUACAGAAGAAGAGUAUGAAGACAUCCCAGACCCUCCACCAAGGCUAGAAGAGGAAGAAACUGAAGACUAUGAAAUCAUGGAUCAACCAGUUGCUGAAGAAGAUUCUUUAUAUGAAGAAUUACCACAGGAGAGUGAAGAUGAGCCAUCUAAACAGAAAGGAUCCUCUGGGAUGACUGCAAUUGCCUUGUAUGAUUAUGAAGGAGGUGGCGAUGAUGAGAUCUCAUUUGAACCUCAGGAUCUCAUCACAGAUAUUGAGAUGAUCGAUGAGGGCUGGUGGAGCGGAUACUGCAGAGGGCGCCGUGGACUCUUUCCUUCUAAUUAUGUGGAGCUUAUGCAGUAAUAGAUUACAUUACUGCCAUUACAAGCUGUAAAGUGAAAUUCUUUAAGGCUAGGUCCACAUAACACAUAUGUCCUGGCAGGGUCUCCGUCUGGUCCAUUGAAAUGAAUGGCAUCCGCUGUUACUGUAUACAUCUGUAUCCCAUUUCUGAUAAGAUGCCGACGGAUACCUCUGACGGACUGCUAAAACACGGUGUUGACCAAGCCUUACACUAUAUAGAGCUUUGCAAGAAAUAAGGUUUCUAAGUGUGAAAAAUCUGAACAUUGAAAUGCAUCAUGUGGAAGAAAAUGUUGAUGAAUGUACAAUUCACUCCAAACCUCUAACAUGCACUUUUAAUAAAGAAGCAAAUUCCUGCUUUAGUAUUAAAGGGGUAAUUUGAUGGAAAACUUUUUUUUUUUUUUUAAAGAACUGGUGCCAGAAAGUUAAACAGAUUUGUUAAUUACUUCUAUUAAAAAAAUCUUAAUCCUUCCACUUUCAGUACUUUUUAGCACCUGUUUGCUACAAAGGAAAAUCUUUUUGAAUUUAUUUUUUUGUGUUGUCCACAGUGCUCUCUGCUGACACCUGAUACCCAUUUCAGGAACUGUCCAGAGCAGGAGAAAAUCCCCAUAGCAAACCUAUGCUGCUCUGGACAGUUCCUGACACGGAUAGAAGUGUCAGCAGAGAGCAUUGUGGGCAACACAAAAAAAUUCAAAAAGUAAAGAAUAUCCUCUGUAGCAUACAGCUGCUAAAAAGUACUAAAAGGAUGAAUAUUUUGUAAUAGAAGGAAUCUACAAAUCUGUUUAACUUUCUGACACCAGUUAAUUUAUAAAAAAGAAAAAAUUUCCACCGGAGUACCCCUUUAAGAUUAUUAUCUGUAAUGUUUCUUACUGCCGGCUGCAAUAAUCCAUGUGAAUAAAGU
This is a messenger RNA of Hyla sarda, 2850 nucleotides long. RefSeq names its product src substrate cortactin-like. Gene Ontology annotation, molecular function: actin filament binding. The transcript is spliced from 19 exons. Bases 186 to 1955 code for a protein of 589 amino acids. NCBI's taxonomy places the organism in Eukaryota, Metazoa, Chordata, Amphibia, Anura, Hylidae. The record is from RefSeq and is a predicted model, not a curated record. Gene Ontology annotation, cellular component: cortical actin cytoskeleton; site of polarized growth; plasma membrane. Gene Ontology annotation, biological process: regulation of actin filament polymerization.